Phyllopteryx taeniolatus (common seadragon) is the source of this 4259-nucleotide messenger RNA. It is a transcript of the gene adam12b, whose product is annotated as ADAM metallopeptidase domain 12b. Gene Ontology annotation, molecular function: metalloendopeptidase activity. Lineage: Eukaryota; Metazoa; Chordata; Actinopteri; Syngnathiformes; Syngnathidae. The transcript is spliced from 23 exons. The record is from RefSeq and is a predicted model, not a curated record. Gene Ontology annotation, biological process: proteolysis. The coding region runs from base 386 to 3310 and encodes 974 amino acids.
CGUAGUCUGCUUGCUGUGUUUGCGGUCUGCCGGCGAGUCGUCCGCUUCGCUAUUCUCCUCACCGACAUCCUGGCUUUCAUUCGCUGUUGCUGUUCGCUGCCGUUCCAGCUGUCAUGUCUUCAGCGCUCCAGCAACACUCCCCCACGGAUACACUAAGCUAACACAUGUUUCCCCACCACCAGACUUGAGCGCGUCAUUCGUGUGGCGGGGGUCAGGAAAACUUUCCCCUCCGCUGCUCGGUGACAGCUUCGCGUUUUGGGGAGUCUGGCUGGUUUAAAGAAGCUUUUCACGUUCCCGCUUUCUACUUUUACCUUGGAACGCUUCCCCAAUCUCGCUUUUGUGUCGGCUCAAGUCACAAGCGGGGAGUUUCCACCCUUUUUUCACCAUGAGAAGCUGGCGGCGGAGGAAGAACUCUGGCUUUCUCGUCUUCGCUGUCAUCUGGUGCCUGACCUCGGCAAUCGCUAACGUUGACACCGCGAUUUACAACACUCUGGAGGGAAGUGCCUCUGCCAAGGUCGAGCAGCCAGCUCAAGCAGAACGCUAUGGGACCACUGUACCUCUGCUGCUUACUGGCCGACACAGCAGACCCCUCAGCCAACUCGAGCCAGGGGGUUAUCCGGCGACCCUCCGGCUGCUGGUCCCAGCUGAAGGUGAACAGCUAGUCCUACUGCUGGAGAAAAACGAGCGUCUUUUCGCCAGCCAUUACACAGAGACGCACUACCAGAACGAUGGACGUGUUGUCACCGGUGCGCACAACUCGACGAAGAACUGCUACUAUCACGGGGAGGUGCAGGCGCAUCCCAACUCUGACGUCACCCUCAGCGCCUGCUCGGGCCUUCGAGGCUUCAUUGUGCUUGAAAACAAGUCGUUCGUCAUCGAGCCGGCGUCCGGCAAAGGCCCGGACGUCCACUUCAUCUACCGAGCGGAGGAACUGCGUCUGACCCCGGGGGACUGCGGUCACGGCUUCAACAUGUCCUCCGUGGCCCUGGAAAACUACCUGAAAAGCCCCGCCCAGGCCUUCCACCUGAGGCACAAAAGGGACGCGCAGAAAACCACCAAAUAUGUGGAGCUGAUCAUCGUUGCAGACAAUCGAGAGUUUCAAAAACAGGGGAGUGACGUGGAGAGGGUGAAACAGAGACUUGCAGAAAUCGCUAAUUAUGUGGACAAGUUUUACAGAGCGCUGAACAUCCGUGUGGCCUUGGUCGGUCUGGAGGUGUGGAGCGACCACGACAAAUGUCCCAUCACGCAGGAUCCCUUCACCACCCUUCACGAGUUCCUAGACUGGCGCAAAGUCAAGCUGCUUCCCAAGAAACCUCACGACAACGCUCAGCUCAUAAGCGGGGUCUACUUCCAGGGCACCACCAUUGGCAUGGCGCCCAUCAUGAGCAUGUGCACGGCCGAGCAGUCUGGAGGCAUCGUCAUGGAUCACUCGGAGAACCCCCUGGGUGCCGCCGUGACGUUGGCUCACGAGCUGGGCCACAAUUUCGGCAUGAAUCACGACACGCCGGAGCGCGGCUGCGGCUGCAAGAUGACGGUGGACCGCGGCGGCUGCAUCAUGACGCCCUCCACGGGAUAUCCGUUCCCAACGGUGUUCAGCACGUGCAGCAAGAAGGACCUCGCAGCCAGUCUGGAGAAAGGCGUGGGCAUGUGUCUGUACAACAUGCCAGAGGUCAAGGUGCUCUACGGGGGCCAGAAGUGCGGCAACGGCUACGUAGAGGAAGGGGAGGAGUGUGACUGCGGAGAGCUCGAGGAAUGUUUGAAUCCGUGCUGCAACGCCACCACGUGCACACUGAAAGGAGAUGCCGUCUGUGCCCACGGACAGUGCUGUGAAGACUGCCAGCUCAAACCAGCAGGCACCAUGUGUCGCGAGUCCGGCAACUCCUGCGACCUGCCAGAGUUCUGCACUGGCGCCGACCCUCACUGCCCGGCCAACGUUUAUCUCCAUGACGGCCACGCCUGUCACGUCGUGGAGGGCUACUGCUACAACGGCAUCUGUCAGACGCACGAGCAGCAGUGCAUCACCCUGUGGGGUCCAGGAGCCAAGCCAGCCCCGGGGAUCUGCUUUGAGCGAGUCAACUCCGCGGGGGAUCCUUACGGGAACUGUGGGAAGGAUUCCAAAGGCUCCUUUGCCAAAUGCGAUGCAAGGGAUGCAAAGUGUGGUAAAAUCCAGUGCCAGGGCGGCGCCAACCGGCCAGUGAUUGGCACCAACGCCGUUUCCAUCGAAACCAACAUCCCACUCCAGGAGGGGGGCCGCAUCCUAUGUCGAGGAACGCAUGUUUACCUGGGAGACGACAUGCCAGAUCCCGGUCUUGUUCUGGCUGGCACCAAAUGUGGAGACGGGAGGGUGUGUCUGAAUCGCCAAUGCCAGAACGUCAGCGUCUUCGGCGUGCACGAGUGCUCGGGAAAGUGCAACGGACGUGGGGUGUGCAACAACAAGAAGAACUGCCACUGCGAAGCACACUGGGCGCCCCCAUUCUGCGAAGGGGCCGGCUUCGGCGGAAGCAUCGACAGCGGGCCGACAAGAUUGGCAGACGUGUGUGCAUUAAUGUGUGUGUUGUCGUAUGUGGCGUCAGCCGACGGCGUGCUGCUCAUCGUGGCCGUCCUGGUGACCAUGAGUGGCCUGCUGCUGGCCAGCGGCCUCGUCUUCCUCAAGAGGAAGACGCUGCUGCGACUGCUCUUCACCCACAGGAAGAGCACCUUGGAGAAGCUCAGAUCCAUCGAGGCCAAGAGACCCACCAGCCCAGCCAGGACCCAGUCCAUGUGCAGACCACUACCACAACGUAAACCUCCUCCUAAACCCUGUGGAGCCAGCAUUUACAAGCCGUCCCUCCUGAGUGCCGAGCCCCUGCUCCCGGCGCACAAGUUCCACUCGCACAGCCUGCGCCGCCUGCCGCUCUACCAGCCGCUGCACAUCAGCCAGCCCAUGCCCGUGUCGCUCAGCGUAGGCCAGCCCACCCUGCCUCCUCUGCCCGCCCGACACAGGCUGCCUCCGGCCCAGCGCCAUGACAGCACUCCGUCGCCGCCCGGCGUGCCGCCUUUCCUCAGUCUGCCCCGCCAGCCCGGGUCCUACCGACUGGGCCAGGACUUCGACAAGCCGAGUCCCCCCCAGAAGCCGCUUCCCGCCGACCCGCUGGGCCGAAAAGCCCGCCUGGGUCACGGGGCCUCCGUGUCGGGCCUUCACGUCCCCGGGAGAGGACCGCUGCCCAUCCCGAUCCCCACUGUGCCCAAGCCGCCGCCCGCCAUCCCGUUCCCCGUCAGACCCGCACCAGUGUUGCCCUACAGACCACCAAAGACCCCCAAAGACUGCUGAGCACAUCUCCCAGACCGAGGGAGUCUCUUUCGCUCUCUCUCUCUCUCUCUCUCUCUCUCUCUCUCUCUCUCGCUUUCUUUUAUUUGCACUAAUUCAUCACUAAGGCUCAGCUGGACUGGUCGUUAGGCCCUAGACUGGACACCAAGUACGUAAAAAGAGCGGCGGAACGUUUGCUUGUGACACUUUUUUGGACAUUUGAAAGCAAAACACAAAAAAAACCAAAAAAAAAUUAACACUGGCGUCACGUCGGUGGUGCUUUCUAACUUAAAGGUGCUCUAUCUUGUCCUCGCUCAGGUACCAAUGGACUAUUUAUUAUUUUAUUUGUGCACGCUCUUCCGAAACCAGGAAGGUUGGACGUUUAUGGAGAAGGUGUUUUAUACAUUUAGGAAGCAAAAUGUAUGUGUUUUAUAACAUCAAGAUGCAAGGACAAAAGGGAACCAAGUGAGUUUGUCCUCCUUAAUUGAACAAAAUCUGUUUGUUCUGUGUAAAUUCAGCAAAAAACAACAACGUGGACAUUCAUGGACUAGUUGGUUUUAAAAAAAAAAAUGAAGAUAUUGGAUAAUCUUCAUGUUGAAUUUCUUCUUAGUCACAAACUUAUCAAUACAUAAUGACACCAAUUAUUUUGGAGUUUACAGCCACGCGUGAUGAUGUCAUCAGCACAUUUUUCUGUCCAGCGAACUGUUGGUUUCGUGUCUGGAGCAUUGCGCUUUGGAUUUUUGUACAAUGUCGUUCUGAGUUAUUGCGAACAUGUCGCUCUUGUGCUUUACCACAAUGUGUUUUCUCCUUAGCCUCCCUUUUGCUUAUUCCAUCAGCGUGUUCAGUGACACGUGCGAGUAGGCAAGGUCACAGUGCGGAAUACUUGUGCAACUUUUGUCUUGAUGCCGUUUGUACAUUCUAAAUGUAUUGUUUUCUUUGCAUAAAGGCAACAAAAGCCAUGUAAGCACCACUG